Metarhizium brunneum ARSEF 3297 is the source of this 1530-nucleotide messenger RNA. RefSeq lists its product as uncharacterized. The record is from RefSeq and is a predicted model, not a curated record. NCBI's taxonomy places the organism in Eukaryota, Fungi, Ascomycota, Sordariomycetes, Hypocreales, Clavicipitaceae.
AUGGGGACUGCAACGGAAUUCUACAGAUCCCAGAUUGGUGGCACGUCCGUCAUCAAUUACUCCUACACUGAUUUCCCAUUUAAGCUUCUUCUGAAGGACGUGCACUACUUUUUCGUGUACUGCUGGGCGUUGCCGUGGAUCCUGUUGCCUAUCAGGCCCUGCGGUUCUGGUGAACUCGACGAACUAUACCCCAGCGGGAAGAAUAUUUUUUGCAUUCUAAUCCAUUUCAUACUCGUGCUUCUACAGCUCGCAUUCAUUUUGGUUCUGCCCUUGGGUAUUAUUUUCCCCGUUUGGAUUACCGCGCUCGGUGUUGGGGGUUUUAUGACUUUGAACUGGGCGCUGUGCAAAUUACUCAAUGGAAAAGAUAUCACCUUUCACUCGGACGAAAAGUAUGCGAAAGCACGUCCCGAACAUGCACAUGAACAAUGGGUUUUUCUUAAUGGCGUCGCAGUUGGAGAUCACUGGAUGAUGGCCAACCUGAAUAGAUUGGCCAUCACCUUUGGGCGUCCAAUCCUAGGCAUUCACAACCGAACGUCGGGAAUACUCUUCGAUGUUAUUGAGUGCUUGGUUCAGCGCAACUUCACCUAUGCCACGUCUGACGUGCGUAUUUGCUACAAGAUCCUUCGGGAUGUGCUAUACGACCCUAGCAAAUCCAAAGUUGUUUUCAUAUUACAUUCCCAGGGCGGCAUAGAAGGUGGCUUAGUUCUGGAUUGGUUGCUGCAAGAGAUGCCACAAGACCUUCUGUCCAAACUCGAAGUAUACACAUUUGGAAAUGCGGCGAAUCACUUCAACAACCCCCAUCGCCACGUUGCCUCCCAGAAUCUAUCAGCGACCAACCCUCUGGUCGCCAUCAGAACAUUCGUCUCGGAGUCAAGCUUUUCAACACCGGUCACUAGCCCCGUCGGUGCAACAAAUGGACAUGCCAAGGGAGGAGAUCCAUCUGCCUUGACGACCUCCGGGACAUCUGAGUCUUUCUCCUCUUCACGCGUAUCGUCCGCGGCCAAAGAUAGGGCCAUCGGUCAUGUAGAACAUUAUGCACACUCCACUGAUUUCGUUGCCAUGUGGGGAGUCUUGCAUUUCGCUACAAACAGAAUGGGUUCCCAUCAGCUUCCUCGGUUUCUUGGACGGCUAUUCAACCGCGCGACUGGCAGCGGUGGACACCAGUUGAACCAACACUACUUAAAUGGCAUGUUUCCAUUGGAGCGUGACAAGAAAACAGGUGAAUUCAUAGGCGCCGACGAGGAGAACGCGUUUAUGGAGGAAGUUAUCAAGUUCGGCAAGGAGGGUGAUGCCAUGGAGAAUGCAAGAGAAGCGUUCGAUAUUUCUUAUUUGGGAACAGAGGGAUUUGGAACCGGGCACAUAUCAACACCCGUCGAAGUCCACGGAACCAGGGGCAGGAAACGGACGAAGACGGACGUCAUGGUCAAGGAGCUAAGCAGACUAUGGAGCUAUAGAAACGGACGAUCUCCCGGAGGCGAGCCACCAAAUCUCGUUACUGAAGCCGGGUUUUGCCGUAAUGCGACCAUGUAG